Molecule: messenger RNA, 5621 nt
Organism: Parasteatoda tepidariorum (common house spider)
Lineage: Eukaryota; Metazoa; Arthropoda; Arachnida; Araneae; Theridiidae
Biological process (GO): cilium assembly
Cellular component (GO): non-motile cilium; centriole
Source: RefSeq, a predicted model, not a curated record
AUUAACGGAUUCAAAUAAAUAAUAACAAAUGAGUAACAAACAAUCUUUGUUAGAAAAUUUUCAAUACAACGGAAUGAAUUCUUGGAAAACCGUCCAUGUGUUGAAAUAGUUAUUUUUAUUGAAACAGCAAUUCAAUUGCAAUGUCUGACAACGAUUCAACGCUUUUUACCGAUGAAGAGAUAUAUAAAGAACUCCAUGAACUUGGCAUCCAUGAUGUCUCAAAAGAGACAUUUGAAAAGAUGAAACAAGACCUGAUAGAUAUGGUGGUGUCUAGCGAAAUAUCUGGCUCACACGAGGAAAUAAAAAAUUAUACAACUCCCGAAACAGACAGUAUAUCUUUAAACUCGUUGAAACGAAGUUUAUUUCACGAUCCUUCACCAAAUGAGAAUUCAUUUUCAAAUAGUAGUUAUGUUGCAGAUUUGCAGAGCAAAGCAAUUGCUAAUAAAAAUAUUAGGCAUACUUUAAAAUCUUCAAAGAUAUAUAGUAGUUCUACCGAUGUUAGUAUAUCUACUAAUGACUUACCAUUAAGGACUCGUAAUUUGCCUAAUAUAUACGAAAAUUAUGAGACUUAUCAUACAGUCUCUGAAAAUAAGAGUAGGGAGCAGUUUUCUAGUGAGGAAGAUAGAGUUAGAAUGGGCUAUAAGUUUUUGCCAAGUGGAGAGGAAAUCAGCUGUAAGUCCCUGCCUCAAUUAGGUGGCAUUUCUCAAACUAAUAAAAGUUUGCAUACAAGGUCACCUAUUUCUAAACCUAAGAAUGAAAGGCUUCCCGAAGUUCAAAAAUCUUUAGAAAUAUCGAGUGAGAUGGAUAGUUUACAGAUUGAUGAUUCGCCAAAGAUGGAAUCUAUUUUAGGUGACUAUAGAAAACGAUUGAUCAAUUACAAAUUAGGAAAUCGAUUGAGACAAAAAAUUAUCAAAACUGCAGAAAGUGAUUCUGAUCAUGAUGCUUUAUCCAAGAACGAGACAUCUCUAAAUUCUACUGUUGUUGAUGGUAAAUUGAAACGAAAAAUCCUUAGAUACAAAGAUGGAAAACCAGUUGUUACAGAAGAGCUUGUUGACAUUCCCAGUAUUUUUAGCAGCUGUUAUCCUAGUUCCUUGAGCACCACAAAUUCAUACAGUGAUUUGUCAUUUAAAUCAAAUAGUUCUUCAGGCAGUAUAGUCGCUGUUAGUCCUGAAUCCACUCCCCGUUCUACAUUGUCAAAUACAUCAAAAACGCAUGCACUUAAGCCACCACGUAAAAAGAAAAGUGAUCCAGUUGCUAUGUACAAUUAUUACAAAAAAUUCUGGGAUAAUUUUAAACCUCCCGGAGAAAAGUCUCAUCAGAAACUAAGAUGGGCCGUAAGAGAUAAAAUGUUGGAGUAUUCUUGAUGAAAAGAUGAUUAUUUAUUUUAUGAUGUCGAAUUAUUAAAUUAGCAAUAUUAAACUGCAAAAGUUCAUGGAAAUGAGUUAUCUUGCUAACAAAAAAAGUUACUUUUUUUGCUUUAUAAAAUUACAAAAAUCCUACCUGGAUUUUAUUAAGGAACCAGUUAAAAUGUUAUGUUUUUUCUUCUCAAUAAAAAGUGAAUUAAUAAUGCUGAUUAUGAUAAGAGAUUAAAUUAUGUUGAUUAUUUUGAUCUCUCUAUAUUUUUUAAUUUUUUUAUCUAAGACAUUUUGUGCAAAGAAAAGAUAUGCAGUUAAAAUUAUUACAAGGAUAUUUUGCUUAUUUUAAGUUCUUCCUGAAUAAAAGUUUUAUCAAAAGUUAAUGUCGGCUAUGGAUUUUGAAUUAUUCUUCGUUCUAAAUUAUUUUAUAUUGAUUUAAUUGCAAUGCAAUACUUAUUUCAACAAAAAAAAUUUAUGUAUUUAAGCCAACUUAUUAUUAUUAUAUUUUGUCUUAUUAUUACAUAAUAAAAUAUCUUAUUAUUAUAUAAUAAAAUAUCUUAUUAUUAAAUAAUAAAAAAACUGUGUAAUAGUUUUAAGUUUCCUAAAGAAAAAUCUCAUUGCAAAUUAGACUUUGUGCAAUAUAACAUUGUAUUAUACUUUCCAUUCAUUUCCAUUGUAUUAUUCUAUUCAAUCUUCUACAUGUUGUAUUAUUCUUUCUGUAUAAAAUAAAUUAUAGAUUCAAUGAUAAGAUUAUGUCUAUCUCAAGAAAAAAGUGGUCCAGAAUAAUUUAAGCUUGUUAGAAAAAAGUUUCAAAUUGAGAUUAAGCACAAAAAGUGUAAAUUUUUUUUUCUUCAUAAAUAUUCUUAAAAAUAAAUUAUUUUGUGUUCAUUUAAUUAUUUGAUUAUAAUUUAUCUCGUAAAUUUUAAUUACCAAGUUAUUAUUUCUAAAGACAAUUUAUCAUUUACAGUUAUGAUGAUACUUGCAGACUUGAAUUGCAGUUUUAAAAAAAUUUUGCUAGUAACUCUUGGUAUCAUUUAUACUUAUUAGAAUUGUUAUUGACUUUUAGAAAUUUAAAUUAUUUUUUAUAUAAAUUAAAAAUUGGCUUUAUUACAGAUAUUUUACACUGUUGUAUGUAUAUAGUGCCUAGUUUUUAAGUUUCAAAAAUCUUUUAAACUAAUAAAAAUAUUGGUAAAUAUAAAUGACUUCAAGAGUAAUUUUAGCAAAAAUUAUUAGAUCUGCUUGAUUUUUUUUUUUUAAUUGUGUUAUGUGCUUUUAAAGUUUGAAAAUUUUACAUUCAUAAGUGGUGAAAUGGCUCUUUAGCUAAUAAUUAAUUUGUGUAAUGACUAAAAAGAAACUCCAAUACUUUCAUACUCUCUGUAUAUCCCUCUAUUUCACGCCCACGUAUAAGUAGCAAAAUUUGUACAACCAGCGAUUUCUGUAGUGAUGCAUUUUUUUUUUCAUUCAUGGUUUUAUUUUGGCAUUUCUGUGAUGUUUAAUUGUUUAUUCACAUCUAAGUUUACCAAUGGCAUUAGGUGUCCAUAUUUCUGCGUAAUGUGCAAGCAUGUUUUGCAGCAUUUUGCAUGUUCUAUUCAGAGCUUAACGACGUCUGGCUGGAAGCAUUUUAUGAGUGAUAUAACCUAUAUUUCUGACAAUAUUUCUUACACUGAUAGCAAUUCUAACUGUUUCAAGUAGAACUUCCAACCUUUUUCAACUCUCUAAUUCAGAUUGCAUUAUAAGGAUGUUUGUUCUCUCUCUUGAUUUCAGUGACUGUAGUUGUUAUUAAGAGUUUUAAAUUGUCAAUGACUUAGCUGUUUCUGAUUAUUAGAAUAGUGUUGUGCCUGAACAUAGUUUUAUUUUAUUUGAAAAUAAAAUAAAUGAAAAUAGUUAUAGCAAAACUGAUGAGAAUUUCUGGAGCCUUAUAUUGAUGUUCAUCAUACUAAACGUAUCUUUAAAAAAAAAAAAUUUUUUUUUCUUUCUAAGUAUUUUGCAUAGUUUUUAUUAGUAUAUAUGUUUUAUCUUUGUAUUUUAUAAAAUAAAUCAUAAUUUAACCAAAAUUAAUUUUCAAAACUUUGCUUUUAUAAGACUAUCCUUUAAUUUAAAUUUUCCAACAGUAUUUUUGUAUGAUCUAAUUCUAUCAUUAAAAAAAUGAGCUCUUUUUCAUUAAAGAAAUUACGCAGCAAGAUGAUUCAGCUUCCUAGGAAAAAGUUUCAUUGCACAAGUUAAGACAAGCUAUGCAGUAUUUAAUUGUUGAAUGAAUUUAUUCUUUAACAUAAAACAAUGAAAUCAUUUCUGUCCAUUGUCAUUCAUUUUGGUUAAACAACAGAAAAUCAUCCAUUUAUACCAACUAGCAGAAAAGAAAAUUUCUCUUUCCUUGUACAAGUGUUGUAAAAAAUUCAGAUCAGCUCUGUUGAGAAAUUAAGCCGCUUGGCAAAUUACAUGGAAUGACUGCAAGGCUAAGUGUUAAAUCAUUCCUUGAGAUAUGUUCUUUAUGAUAAAAUGGAUUAUGUAAUUUAUUAUGUGACUUUAUUUAACUGUAAAUUUUAUUUAUGUCUUCUUUUAAGCUUCUUUAUUAUUAUAAAUCUGCUAAUCAUUAAAAAUUGGACGAUAUCAUUAUAUAUUUGAUUGAAAGUUGUAUGAAAAGAAUAAAUUUUAAAUUGUUACUAUGCAAAAAUUUCUUUUGCUUAUUUGCAUAUACAGGGAUAAGAUUUUUCUAGAUUUCCGCCUUUUUCGCUUUUGUCUCUUGAAUUCCAGCCUUUUUAUCAAAUACUCCGAUUCUCUAAAAGUUUUUCGUCUUCGGAUCAUCCUCCGGGAUUUUUCCCACACCGCCGCCAAUAGCCCAUUGUGCAGCUUUAGUGUGACGCAAAUUAACAACAACAUCUCUAAAAGUUUCAGUUUUUAUUUUAAAUACUCCGCUUUUUCUGAAAAUUCAGCCGUUGAAAUAAAAUAAUUAUAUUUAUUUCCGAUUUGUUAUAUAGAUAUAAUAUAUCUAAAGAUAUAUAGAGAAUUCAAACUACGUAGCAGCCAACUCUUCAACAUUUCUACUUAUUUUAGCUUUUACUAAUUGUGCAGAAAAUGAGAUUUUCCCUCAUUUUUACCCGUCUACUAGAUAGCUUGUAUUUUCAUAAUCCAGACGCCGCUGCAUUUUAAUAUUAAACAUCGAUUUUCGUAUUUGCCUGAUUUAAAAGUUGCACAUUGCAAUUCUCAUUCACACGAUUUCAAUAUUGUCCAUUGCAAUUCUUAUUUACGAGAUUUAAAAAUCCAAUAUCGCGAUUUGUAUUGAGGCGUUUUUAAAAUUCUGUGUAAUGAUUCGUAUUAACGUGAGUUUAUCCAAUAUGGUGAUUUGUUUUUGCAGUUGUAAUAUCCAACAUUUACUUUCGUAUUUACGCUUGAUUUAAAAAUUAGGCUUUGGAUUCGUAUUCACGCCAAUUAGAAAUUAUGCAUUGUAAUUCGCGUUUAUGCGAUCUGAAAAUUAUACAUCAUGAUUUGUAUUUUCACAUUUUUGAAAUCCAAUAUAGAGUUUCAGUCAUGUGAUCUUAAUAUCGUGAUUUAUAUUCACUCGAUUUUAAAAUCCAAAAUCGCUAUUUGUAUGCACGCGAUUUUAAAAUCCUUUAUCGCAAUUCUUGUGAAAAGUUUUUUUCUUGAAUUAGUUACAAUAACGUGGCAGUUUUUCUAUCAACGAUUAUUGCUAUAUGUAGGCAUUACAACAUUAGCAAAACUGAAUGAAUAUAAUGUUACUGAUAUUUUUGCUAUAAAUCAUGUAACAUUUACUCACGUAACAUUUACUCACGUUUACUCAUCUUUUUUGCCUUUUGGCCAAUCUUAUCCCUGUAUAUAUCAUAUUUAGCCAAUUUUGUAUUUUCUUCAGUAAAAGAUGUUAUGUUUUGAAAGAAACUAAUAUUUCUGUUGGGCAUAUAUUAAUAUUUAAUGAAUUGUGGUUAAUUGUAGAACACUGACUCAAAAUGUUAAUUAUCUUACCAUAAAUUUUAAUAGAUGUUAUUGUAAAGUUAUUUUUAAUGAUUAUUAUUAUAGUUGUUUUUCGUUUACAAUUACUGUUUUAGCUUGCAAUAAUAUAAGAUCUCAAAAAUCCAAAUGAAAUGCAAUCUAUUUUGAAUUAUCAUAUUUUGCUUCAUUAUUUUCAGUUCAAAUUGAAUUAAGUUGAGUUACACUUCAAAUUUUCAUUAAAAUACUUUAUUUAUUUAAUUAUUUUUUGUGUGAUAUUUUGUGACUUACCUUCAUUCCUUGUACCAAUAAAAGAAACAUUUUACA